Messenger RNA from Eruca vesicaria subsp. sativa (arugula), 3069 nucleotides. NCBI's taxonomy places the organism in Eukaryota, Viridiplantae, Streptophyta, Magnoliopsida, Brassicales, Brassicaceae. The record is from the annotation of a GenBank genome assembly.
CUCAGUGCUCUGUCUCUCUCUCUCUCUCUCUCUAGGAAACCAUUUUUUCUUCUUCUGCCAAGGAACCUCAUCUAAAGUUUUGAGGAUUUAAAACUGGGGAUGAUAAAGAAGAUGUGGUGUUGUUAUGCUGAAGUUUUUGGGAAGCGAAGAGUCAGAUAGUAACAGUGGUGGAAGAAUCAAAUGUUCUUAUCCACUGAGAACCCACCACAUCACCACCCACUUCCUUCUUCUUCCAGUUUCUUACAUCUCACCUCUUCUUCCCAUGAGUUAGCUCAAUCCCAUCCCCAAAAUUUCUCCAUCAGAGAUUACGCAUAUAGUAACCGGAAGAACAACAUCAAGAACAACUGGCCUUUUUCUCCCAAAAGUCUCCAACUUCUUUCAACUCAUGGAGUGACUGUUCCUUUGCCACCGUUUCUGAAAAGUUCUACCGUAAGUAACCAGUUUGAGACCACCUCUAAGCAAAUCGUAUCACAUGUUCAACGAGAAAGAGAUUUGGCUAAACUUGGGAUAAAUCAGACAAUAGCAAAGACUAGAAAAGGAGUUUGUAGCCAGUCUAAGGUCGUUAAUAAUGGGUUGUUCAAGCGCACAGGUGUUUCCAAGUCUAAGGAAGAGAUAGUACUAGUAGCUGCUACAAGUAAUAAUAGCAAGAACAAGCACAGUAAAACGUGUGGACGAGGAGGAAUGGUGAAAUCCAAUGAAGCAACUAGUUGUGUUGGCUCCGAAUCAAUUAUGGCUUCAAAAACAUGUCCUAUAUGCAAAACCUUCUCAUCAGCUUCCAACACUACUUUGAAUGCUCACAUCGAUCAGUGUAUAUCUGUCGACUCAGCAGUGCCGCCGGUUAUUAGCAAACUAAACAGGCCUAGAGUUAACCAGUGUCUGCCUGUUGAUUCAGCUGUGCCAUUGAUUAGUAGUAAGCCAACCAAGCCUAGGGGUAAGCCACGGUUGAAAGUGAAAACGAUGGUUGAAAUCUACGCUUCUGCCAAAAGAUGCACAUUAGAAGAUCUUGACAAAAGAAAUGGAACAAAGUGGGCUUCGGUUUUGUGUCACACGAAUAGGGUUGUUGCUGAUAAGGCUGAAGUGUCCAAGAAGCGUAAAGUUCCUCCUGUGGGCGUUGGUCCUGUUUAUAUUGAUGCCAAGGGACAAAAGCUGCGGAUUUUAACAGAGUUCAGCGAGAAGAAGACUUCUACUACUCCGUUGAGAGAGCAGGAAGAGGAUUGUAUUAAUGACAAGAAAAGUUCAAGCCAAGCUAGUAAAGAAAAUAUUAAAAGCUCAAGGAAGAGACGCCAGGGAAAGAAACAUCACAAGUAUGUUAAACUAACCAGCCGCAAAGCGAAUGCGUCAGAGAUACCAGAGUAUAGAAGAGGGGUUUCUGGAGAAGGUAGCAGCACGGGUCAUCGUAGAAUCUAUAAUGAGGGGAUGCUAGCAAAACGUGGUUCGAGUUCAAAGAAGCUAAAUGAGAAAGGAGAUAAAGUUAAUGUGUGUCAGGAUCAGCCAUCUGAGGAUGAUGAUGAUGAUGAUUCAUGGUCAGGAGGAGAUCAUGUUGUGUUGAGAGGUACUGCUUUGUCUGCUUUAAAUAAACAGAAACUGCGGAGGGAAGUGUCUGGAAGGAAUAAGACUAUGUUUGGGAGUAAAAGAGCUCAAAGAGUUCGGAUGAGUGAGAAGGAGGAGACAUCACUUGCAGGAGCUCAUCUAAACAUUGUCAAGUUGAAGAGGAGCCUUACUUCGAUUCAAGAAGAUAAGUAUCCACCGAGAAAGAGUUUCAGAGAGGUUACAGAUGCGUCUCCUCGUGCAACUAGCAUGAGAAAGCUGUUGCCACCAUUUGUAGCAAAUGGCUGGAGACGAUUAUCUCUGCCUGCGGAGCUAAAGAGAGCUCGGUUUGAGUUGUCAGAGGAAGAAGAAGAAGAAACUGGGAAAUGGGAAUCUGAAAUGACACAAACAGAAGAUGAUUAUAUUUCUGGUGAUAAUGGAGAAAGAAAUGAGGCCUUAGGGAGAUCAAAUACUUCAACAUUUAGUGGUUACAAUGAUUAUGAAGAUGAUGAUGACGAAGAAAGUAGUGAAGAGGAGGAAGAUAAUAACGAAGGAGACAAAACAGAUGUUACUCCACCAUCUAAUGAAACCAUACCUAGUGAGAGAGCAUUGUAUUACUCUGAAGAAGUUGAGAAUAUGGUUUACGAGGAGGAAGAAGUGAGGUUUGAUUCUGAGGUGGGAAAGGGAAGCUUAUACGUAGAGGUUGAUACCAUUCCCAUUCCAGGACCUCCAGGUUCAUUUAUACCAAGUCCCAGGGGUAUGAGUUUUGGUAACUCGUCUGUUAUCACAAGCCAGCUCCAAUCUUCCAUGGAUCAGCUUGACAGAAACUCAUCUGAAUCACCUGUUUCUGCAUUUUCAAACUUUGCAGCUGGUAGAUUGAAUUUUCCCGCAGAGUUAUUCUCCCCGGACAUUCCUUCGUUCUACACGGAAACUCAAUUGAGCUUUUCUGCUCCAUCUCAUCAUGGGACAGUCGCCGGGGCUGAGAGGAUGACUGAAGAUAAGACAACAACACCUUCAAGCUUUAGAAACAAUGAUCAUGAAUCUUGUUGUUGCCAAAGAAAGGAGAUAAUCUCAGAGGGCAUUACUUUUAAUCACCAAGAAUCUCAUCUACUGCAGCGAAGAGCCGCAGCUUCUUCUUCAAUGGACAUGAACUUAGCUAAGUCUCCCACACGUUUGGAUCCAAAUCAUUCAUACAUGAUCCAGCAAGAGUUUAAUAAUCUUCAUAGUAAAUUCUCAAGCAAAGGGAAUGUCAAUGGCGCUGUUGUGCCUCCAAGUCCUUCAAACUCAGUUUUUCGGUUGAUGGGAAAAGACUUGAUGGUCAUGAACCAAGGAGAAGCAAACAACGAAGAAGCAUCUCUGGCCAGCUUAAAACCAACCCCACAGAUACAGUUUCUUGAUCCUCCUCCUUGCGCUGGAGCCGGCUUAUACUUAAACACAAGUCUCUAUUUCAGAAACAGUUUGGAGGCAACACAUCAACCACAGACACAAGCUUCAGCAUCCAGAAACAAUUUUGAUCAUGUGAGGUACUUUUCACCGAGGUAG